AUGAUGGGCUCCGUGCUCCCGGCGGAGGCCCUGGUGCUCAAGACCGGGCUGAAGGCGCCGGGGCUGGCGCUGGCCGAGGUCAUCACCUCCGACAUCCUGCACAGCUUCCUGUACGGCCGCUGGCGCAACGUGCUGGGCGAGCAGCUCUUCGAGGACAAGAGCCACCACGCCAGCCCCAAGACGGCCUUCACCGCCGAGGUCCUGGCGCAGUCUUUCUCCGGCGAGGUGCAGAAGCUGUCCAGCCUGGUGCUGCCGGCGGAGGUGAUCAUCGCGCAGAGUUCCAUCCCCGGCGAGGGCCUCGGCAUCUUCUCCAAGACGUGGAUCAAGGCCGGCACCGAGAUGGGCCCCUUCACCGGCCGCGUCAUCGCCCCGGAGCAUGUGGACAUCUGCAAGAACAACAACCUCAUGUGGGAGGUGUUCAACGAGGACGGCACAGUGCGCUAUUUCAUCGAUGCCAGCCAGGAGGACCACCGGAGCUGGAUGACCUAUAUCAAGUGUGCGCGUAACGAGCAGGAGCAGAACCUGGAGGUCGUCCAGAUUGGCACCAGCAUCUUCUACAAGGCCAUUGAGAUGAUCCCUCCUGACCAGGAGCUGCUGGUGUGGUAUGGAAACUCACACAACACGUUCCUGGGGAUCCCUGGUGUGCCCGGACUAGAGGAGGAGCAGAAAAAGAACAAGCAUGAGGUGCCCCGCGCCGUAGGUGCGCCCCGGAAGUGA
Molecule: messenger RNA, 717 nt
Organism: Panthera uncia (snow leopard)
Lineage: Eukaryota; Metazoa; Chordata; Mammalia; Carnivora; Felidae
Gene: PRDM12
Product: PR/SET domain 12
Exons: 5
Coding region: 1-717 (238 amino acids)
Biological process (GO): neurogenesis
Cellular component (GO): nucleus
Molecular function (GO): histone methyltransferase binding
Source: RefSeq, a predicted model, not a curated record